Molecule: messenger RNA, 1675 nt
Organism: Salvia splendens (bonfire salvia)
Lineage: Eukaryota; Viridiplantae; Streptophyta; Magnoliopsida; Lamiales; Lamiaceae
Product: COP9 signalosome complex subunit 7
Exons: 8
Coding region: 217-960 (247 amino acids)
Cellular component (GO): COP9 signalosome
Source: RefSeq, a predicted model, not a curated record
GCUUGGAAGCACUAAAGCAGAAACAUCAGAGGGACUCUAAAAAUCCACAAUUCACAAAAGCCCUCUCCGAAUUCCCAAACCCUAAAUUGUGAUCACUCAAAGCAUAGAUUCUCAUCGUCCUCGUCCAUCUGUGGUUAAUAAUUCGAGGAAAGAAGCAAUCCACGAACCUAGUUCUCUGUGAUUUUAUAAUUUUGUUGAAUCAAUAGAAUUUGAAAAAUGGACUUUGAAGAAAGACAGGCGGAGCACAUAGACUAUUUUGUGAAGAAGGCUUCCACUCUGAAGGGCCACGCACUAGCAAACGUCGUCGUUGAGGCCACUUCGCACCCAUCUCUAUUUGCUUUCUCCGAGAUUCUCGCAAUUCCCAGUGUUCUCGAGCUUGAAGGAACUGAGAAUAGUGCCUUCCUUGAUUUGCUUCGCAUGUUUGCACAUGGUACUUGGAGUGAAUAUAAGAAUGUUGCUGGUCGUCUUCCACAAUUGGUUCCUGAUCAAGUUCUCAAGCUGAAGCAGCUGACUGUGCUUACUCUGGCCGAGACAGACAAGGUAUUGCCAUACGACACAUUGAUGCAGGAGUUGGAUGUUUCAAAUGUUCGCGAGUUGGAGGAUUUUCUCAUCAAUGAUUGUAUGUAUGUGGGGAUAGUUAGAGGAAAGCUGAAUCAGUUACGAAGAUGCUUUGAGGUGCAAUUUGCAGCUGGGAGGGAUAUCAGACCUGGACAAUUAGGGAGCAUGAUUGAUAUUCUAGGGAAUUGGUUGGCUACAUCAGAUAACCUUCUUGUCUCAAUUCAAGAGAAGAUCAAAUGGGCUGACACUAUGGGUGAGAUUGACCAGAAGCACAAGAAGGUGGUAGAAGAGAGGGUGGAAGAAGUGAAGAAGACACUAUCUAUGAAGAAGUUACAUACUGUAAGCAGGCAGACAUUGACUACCCAGGGCAUGAAGAGAACUUUUCUGAACUUGGUGGAGUAAUGGACCAUGACCAAGAUCGUAAUCGGCCAAAGAGGUAGCCGACCAUACGUCUAUUAUCUUAGGCUUCUGCUAUGAAUGUCAUGGGCUAUAGCUGCUAAUAUGCUAAGGUGUUUUCCAUCUUUUAUCUUUCUUUUUUCCUCCAAAAUUAGAGAGUUAUAUCUAUUCUCUUCAUGUAAUCCACCCUACUACCAACUGUUUAGCUGUUUACUCCUUCGAAGCCCUUCAGAAUUAAAUGCAUAUUACGGUCAGCAUGGGUGUGUGUGAAAAAGGGACGAACCGAUUAUAUGAUUGAAGCUACUUAAAGAGAUUACAAUACCCCUAGUAAUAUAAUUGAGUCCACUUACUUUUUGGGAUCACGUAUAUCCUGUAUUAUAUUGUUGUUUGGCUUUCACAACGUACAGGAGACGACAUCGCGAUAGAACUGAGGGGGAGUCCCUCGGAUGAAUUGUCCAGGUAACUUGCCAUCUUGCAUUCAGGUCAGUGAGAUCGAUGCUCUGGAAGAUGUGGUGAUCCCUGUGCGAUUCUCAGCUCGUUCUAGACUCAGAAAGUUGACAGGAUCGUUUUGACUAAAUGAGAACUGAUAACCACUCCUACUUUUGUAAUGCGGCUGGGACAAUAUUAGUGAUGAACAGAAGUUGAGCGCACCAUCUCUCAUUGUGUGGAUAUCUUUAUUCAUUUAUUCAAUUCUUAUGGCGACCUCUUCUCUUAUUCAUAA